UCCAUGGCGAGCUCGCCGCGAUCCCCGCAGCCGGCGGCUCCGGCCCAGGCGGAGCUCGAGAUCUCGCGGCAGUCCCGUAUACUCGCGGCGUUGUCGAAGAAGGUGAUAGAUCUCGAUGAGCUGAGGAUGCUUUCAGCUCAGGGCGUCCCCGACGGUGCCGGCGUCCGGUCGACUGUGUGGAAGCUGCUACUGGGUUAUUUGCCCAGUGAUCGUGAACUGUGGGAGCAGGAGUUGGCAAAAAAGAGAUCACAAUAUGAAGCCUUCAAAGACGAGUUCCUUGGCAACACUGUAGGUGGAAAUAGCGCAACUAGAGGAUCAGAAGGCCAUAGCGACGGAAAUGCAGAGCAUGUCGAGAAUGGGUUUCUUGAUAGGUCGGUGAUAGCCCAAGAUGAGCAUCCUCUGAGCCUUGGGAAGACCAAAGAAUGGGAUCAGUUUGUUGAGAAUUCAGAGAUGAUUGAGCAGGUUGACCGUGAUGUGAAACGCACUCACCCUGACAUGCAUUUUUUCUGUGGAGACUCGUCUUUUGCAAAGUCAAAUCAGGAAUCACUGAAAAAUAUUUUAAUUAUCUUUGCCAAGCUGAAUGCUGGAAUAAGAUAUGUGCAAGGAAUGAACGAAAUUUUGGCGCCGCUCUUCUUUGUAUUUCGAGAUGAUCCGGAUUAUAAAAAUGCUAACUUCGCAGAAGCCGAUUCUUUCUUUUGCUUUGUGGAGUUACUUAGCGGGCUUAGAGACAACUUCUGCCAGAAGCUAGACAACAGCGCCGUUGGCAUUCAAGGGACGCUCUCCAAAUUAAUGCAACUCCUAAGGAAGUAUGAUGGAGAGCUUCAGCACCACUUGGAAAUAACGACAGAAGUUAAUCCCCAGUUCUACGCAUUCAGGUGGAUAACACUGCUGCUAACCCAGGAAUUCAACUUCGCUGAUACCAUUCACAUAUGGGACACGCUAUUAAGUGACCCAGAUGGUCCUCAGGAAACCUUGCUGAGAAUAUGCUGUGCAAUGCUUAUCCUCGUCCGGAAACGCCUCCUUGCUGGGGAUUUCACAUCCAACCUAAAGCUCCUGCAGAGCUACCCCCCGACGAACAUCGGCCACCUCCUCUACGUCGCGAACAAGUUGCAGUGAACAAACCGGUUCACUCGGGAACAAAUUGCUGUGAACAUAUAUGUUCACUUACAAACUGUAACUGUAAUACCAUCAUACUAUUACUUCACCGCAAUCUGUAACUUUAUUACCAACGGUUCAGAAAUAAGCUACUGUUAUGAUUUUUA
Lolium rigidum is the source of this 1262-nucleotide messenger RNA. Its product is annotated as TBC1 domain family member 13-like. The coding region runs from base 4 to 1116 and encodes 370 amino acids. NCBI's taxonomy places the organism in Eukaryota, Viridiplantae, Streptophyta, Magnoliopsida, Poales, Poaceae. Gene Ontology annotation, biological process: intracellular protein transport; activation of GTPase activity. Gene Ontology annotation, molecular function: GTPase activator activity. The transcript is spliced from 9 exons. The record is from RefSeq and is a predicted model, not a curated record.